CAACCCGCCAUAUUUUUAUCGGUUGUCUGAAAGCGGUCACAGCUCCCCUCUCUCUCUCUCUCUGCUUCUCCUUUCUUUCUCGCAUUCAAAAUUUGGUGCUCCUCCAUUGUUGGGUUUCUAUGUUGCUUUCCCACAAGUACACUUCAUCCGUAACUCGUUUCUCUCUCUUAACCAAUAUUGUAAUGGCGUAGUACAUAUUUUUCACCUCCAUUUUACUGGUUUCUCUGCUCAUUUUCUCUCUCUUCUUCAUACACUUAUUCUUUUCAUUCCUCUCUAUUUUCGUGGCCCUCCUCCUGGCCGAUUUCACAGAUUUUUGUUAUUGCGCGCUCUCUCUCUCUUCUCCCCCUUGUGGGUCAUGAAUUGGUCUAAGCUCCAUGUUUAUUCCCUACCCCAACUUGUUCCUGUGGUUGUUUUCACCUGGUCCAGAGCUCUAACUUCCAUUUAAACUUGCUUCCUCUCUCUUUCUCUCUCUCCACAGUCCACACAGCCUAUCUCCAACUCCCAUGGCUUUGUCUUCUUCUUUUUCCGCCCCCUCUCAUCUCCCCUCUCAUCCUAACAAGCCCACUCGAAAACCCAAUGCCUCUAUCAAACCCAUCAUCUCUCACCUAUCCACUUUCUCUCACAAAUCCAAUGGCUUCUCUCAAAAUCCCAUUUUCUUUCUCAAACCCACCUUCUCUCUUAAACCCAUACCUCUUUCAUUGCGACCUCCAAUGGCAAUAGGCCCUGAUGGAAAAUUCUACCCUGACCCAUCUGAGGAUGAACCCCCUGAAGUUCCUGAGGAUUCUGCUCAUGGAGUCUCGAAGUUCCAGCAAGUGGCUCGACAAGCUGCUAAGGCUCGACAGCAACAAGAACGCCAGUACAAAGAAGAACAAUCCAUCUUUCUGGCUGCUAUCGCUCAAGAACACGACCCACCGGAACCAUCUCCUGAAACACCCAAUUCACUUGAUGAUGGUGAUGACCUUUUUGGAGAGAUAGACAAAGCCAUAGCUCUCAAGCGCAAGGAAUUCGUGGACCAGGGCCUUCUCUCUCCAAACCCACCUAAAAAGAAAGAGGUCGAAGGGAUUGAGGAGCUAUUGCCUGAGGAAGUAUUGGACUUGGAGGAGAUAGAGAAGCUUCAAGGACUCACUAUCAUAUCUGAGGAACGACCCAAAGAGAGCCUAGAGAGGGAAAUUCCUAAAGAGGUAAAUAAUCCAGGACUAGAUUCAAAUUUUGACAUCUAUUUCGAUCAAUCAAAGGAAAAUUUGGUUAGAAUUGUCGAACCAAAGUUUAGUAUGAGCUUGAUCGAGCUCUUAGAUGGGAGUCGAGUGGUUCCUGUUAUGGUUUUGGGGGAUACUGAGGUCGUUAUAAAGGGAAUUCAACAUGAUUCGCGAGAGGUUAAUCCCGGUGACCUCUUUGUAUGUUGUGUUGGCCACCAAACUGAUGGGCAUUUGCAUUUGAGAGAGGCAGAGAAGAGAGGGGCAGUUGCAGUUGUAGCUAGUAAAGAGAUAACUCUUGAUGAGAGCCUUGGGUGCAGAGCAGUAGUUAUGGUAGAAGACACUAAAGCUGUUCUCCCAGCUUUAGCAGCUUCAUUUUAUGGGAAUCCAUCUCGUAAAUUGUCGGUGAUUGGGAUCACAGGGACUAAUGGGAAGACUACGACUUCGUAUUUGCUCAAGGGAAUGUAUGAGGCAAUGGCUUUGAGGACUGGGCUUUUGGGGACUGUAGCUUAUUACGUUCAUGGAAACAACCAAAUUGAAUCUUCAAACACGACUCCUGAUGAGGUUUUGGUCCAAAAAUUGAUGGCUAAAAUGGUGCAUAAUGGAACUGAAGCAGUGGUCAUGGAGGUUUCAUCUCAUGCUUUAGUACAGGGUCAGUGUGAUGAGGUUGAUUUCGAUAUAGCUGUUUUCACCAAUUUGACUAGGGAUCACUCGGAUUAUCAUGGAACUGAGGAGGACUAUAGGAACGCUAAAGCUAAGCUCUUCGCUAAAAUGGUAGACCCAGAUCGCCAUCGAAAAGUCGUGAAUAGCGAUGAUCCAAACGCUCCUUUCUUCAUAGCACAGGGGAACCCUGAAGUGCCUGUCGUAACAUUUGCAAUGGAAAACAAGAAUGCAGAUGUUUAUCCAUUGAAGUUUGAACUAUCUUUAUUUGAGAGUCAAGUUUUGGUUAACACCCCUCAAGGUAUAUUGGAGAUAUCUUCGGGUUUGCUUGGAAGGCACAAUAUUCUUAACAUUCUUGCAGCUGUUGCGGUGGGAAUUGCAGUUGGAGCCCCAUUAGAGGAUAUUGUGAGGGGAAUUGAAGAAGUUGAUGCAGUUCCCGGUCGAUGUGAGUUGAUUGAUGAGGAACAAGCAUUUGCAGUGAUAGUGGACUAUGCUCGCACCCCAGAUGCCUUAUCAAGACUCCUUGAUACGGUUAGGGAAUUGGGUCCAAAGAGAGUGAUCACAGUUUUUGGCUGUGCUGGAGAAAGCGAUAGAGGAAAGCGGCCUAUGAUGACCAAAAUUGCUACGGAUAAAAGCGAUGUAGUACUACUGACUUCAGACAAUCCAAAGACAGAAGAUCCAUUGGAUAUAUUGGACGAUAUGUUGGCUGGUGUUGGAUGGACCAUGCAAGACUACUUGAGGUAUGGAGAAAAUGACUACUACCCCCCUCUCCGAAAUGGUCAUAGACUUUUUCUGCAUGACAUAAGACGUGUAGCUGUAAGAGCUGCUGUGGCCAUGGGUGAAGAAGGUGACAUAGUUGUUGUCUCUGGGAAAGGACAUGAAACCUACCAAAUAGAGGGUGACAAAAAGGAAUUCUUUGAUGAUAGAGAAGAGUGCCGUGAAGCUUUGCAAUAUGUUGAUGAGCUUCAUCAAGCUGGUAUCGAUACCAGUGAAUUCCCGUGGAGGUUGCCUGAGAGCCACUGAUGCAAUAACCAGAGCUGGUAUAAUCUCGUUUCCUGGGGGGACUAGACAGGGCAUGUUGCAUUUCCCCAUGAGCACAUAGCGGCAGCUUGAUCUCAAGCUCCUCUAUCACAUUUUGGUAGGCUCUUCAAUUGAUGCGAAAAGACCCAACAGAUACUCGGCUCCCUUUUGAAACAUCAUCCUUCAGGUGAGUGCCAUACCAGUGCUCUAUUGUAAUUCACAUGCCUUUUGUAAAUGGGAACCAAUAUUAGGCUUUUUUUUUUUCCCUUUAUCUAAUGUACCUUGAAAAACUAAGAUUCAACUGCUAAUUCAAGGAGUAUUUAAAAUGAAGCAAUGCAACUAAAAGAGUUUCAUUUCUUUC
Amborella trichopoda is the source of this 3234-nucleotide messenger RNA. It is a transcript of the gene MURE, whose product is annotated as ALBINO OR PALE-GREEN 13. Gene Ontology annotation, biological process: regulation of cell shape; cell division; biosynthetic process. Gene Ontology annotation, cellular component: cytoplasm. The record is from RefSeq and is a predicted model, not a curated record. Lineage: Eukaryota; Viridiplantae; Streptophyta; Magnoliopsida; Amborellales; Amborellaceae. Gene Ontology annotation, molecular function: acid-amino acid ligase activity; ATP binding.